Molecule: messenger RNA, 1743 nt
Organism: Nomia melanderi (Alkali bee)
Lineage: Eukaryota; Metazoa; Arthropoda; Insecta; Hymenoptera; Halictidae
Gene: cGlr1
Product: cGAS-like receptor 1
Source: RefSeq, a predicted model, not a curated record
UCUAUGUACUUGUAAUAAAAUAAUACAUGUACUUAAAAAUUAUAUUAUGUUAUCGGUGAUAGAAGUAUUGCAAGAAUACUGCAUAGUAUAAGUUCGUUUUAUUCAUUUAUCUCGUGCAGUUGCACAUGUGCGACAGGACGAUACACACUAAGCUGUUUAAGAGCAAUAAAUAGAAUUCAAUACAUUUUACGGUGCUGUAGUGCAAUUUUAUCGUGAAAAUGUUUUGUGAUUUAUUUAUUUACCAUUAAUACUCUCUGUUCAUAUAAGAUUACUAAUUCAGAAGUUAAAGAUAAUGUUUUAAUACGUGAAUUAUUUUACUUUUCCUUACAAUUAUCUAUAAACACAAUUGGAAAAUUCUCUAUUAUUUUAAAGAUGGAUGAUACUGAAGUAACAAAGUAUCUCUCUGAUGAUAAAGAAGCUAACAUCAUAACUAAAAUGUUCAUAUCGCUGAAAGAUGAAGAAAUAAAAAGAAACAAUUAUUAUUUGAACUUGGUAAUCGAAGAUUUAAUUAAAAAAAUGAAAGAAAUAGAUGAUUUAUUUGCAAUAUCAUACAAAAAAAUUAUAUUUUGUGGUAGUUUUUAUAAGAAUACAAAAGUAGGGAAGCCAAAUGAAUUUGAUUUAAAUGUUGUUUUAUCUUUACCCAUACAUCCUAAUAGAAUAAAUCUCUGUUCUACCCAACCAGGAUAUGUUAAAAUUCAAAUAACAGAUUCACUCCCAAAUACCAAUUCUCCAAAAUAUAAUGUAACAAACACAAAAAAUCAGAAAAGGCUGAGGAAGUUUAUAAAUAAUGGUUAUCUUAAUCCCCAUCAAUUUCGUUCUUGGAUUGAAGGAAUUUUAACUAAGGCUAAUUCACAAUUGCCAUUAGUGACUAAAUAUGGUACUGUCAAACUAAUUAAAAUAAGGAAAAGUGGUCCUGCGUUUACAUUGGUAUUAAAUAUUUUAUCACAAGAGGAAAAUAUUCAUGUUGAUUUUGUUCCUGCAUUAAGUUUUGAAAGACAUGGAAUUGUUGGUUGUACUAUAAAUUUCAAUGAAUUUCAAAAAUAUAGAAAUAAAGAAUGGUUUGCAAUAGCAGUGGCCAAAGAUAUUCAUGGAAACAAUGAAGAUUAUCAAUGGAGAUGUUCAUUUUGUUAUCAAGAAAAUGAAAUUCUUGCAAGAAAUGGUCGUGCAAAAGUUGUCAUACGUCUUAUAAAGAAAUUGAGAGAUACACAAAACUGGCAUUGCAUAGCAAGUUAUUUCAUAGAAACAUUAUUUUUAAACAAGUUAGAGGAGUUGAAGGGGAUCUUGAAUAAUAAAUCAAUAACUCAAUUUUUUUAUUUGAUGUUAAAAGAAAUGCAUUGCGCUUUUGAAAAACACAAGAUAGAAUAUUUUUGGGAUAAAAAUUAUAAUUUAUUAGGAAGAAUUGGAAAGAUUGAAAUGAUGAAUAUAUCUUGUACAUUGUGUAAGAUCAUAAAGAAUAUUGAAAGACUUGCAAAAACAGAAACAUUUAAAAUAUCUAAAUAUAUUUUGACUGCAAAUGAAUUUGAAUUAUUCCAACAAGAAUAUAAUAGAAGAGAAAAUAUAAUCCAUAUUAUUAAUAAUGAGGUACAAGAUGAGACACAAGAUGAGACAUUAAAUAGGGUACAAGAUAAAUCAUGGUGCAUAGUAUCAUAAUGUGUCCACAUAUUUUUUAUAUUUUUUAUAAUGACAAUAAUAGAAGUAUUCAUAUAUUUAUAUACAUAUGAAUAUUUAUAUUAUUGUAUAUAU